This is a messenger RNA of Hibiscus syriacus, 1333 nucleotides long. RefSeq lists its product as uncharacterized. The transcript is spliced from 2 exons. The record is from RefSeq and is a predicted model, not a curated record. Bases 824 to 1093 code for a protein of 89 amino acids. Lineage: Eukaryota; Viridiplantae; Streptophyta; Magnoliopsida; Malvales; Malvaceae.
CAUCCAUCUAACCUUCUUGUUCACAGACUUCUACUAUUUGAAUAAACUCUGCUGCAAUGGAGCUUAACGAGAUCUGUUGCAUACAAAUGCGAUAUUGUCUCCUUUGAAGGCCGCAAGCAUCUUCGACGAUUGUGUUUGCGGCCAAAAGGAGAUAAUAUUCGUUUGUCUGUGACGACAAUACGGACGGCUACAUGGCGAGUUUCAUCAACAGGGGGCUGGCUUUUCUCUGUAAUCCGCUGCACUUCAGUACCAUCAGGACCCUUAUCAUUCAACAUGCAUCCCUAAUUAAAUUCAAAGUUUUCAGGCUUUUACACACAAACUGUUUUUUAAACCAUUUUAUCUCACGAAUUAUGGAUCCAAAACAGAACUUUAUUAUUAUUAUUUUAUAUAUAUCUGUUGGGUUGAUAAUAUGAUCGAUUAUCUACUUGGAAUCCCAUGAAAUCCGUUGUAGUUGACCCCAUUAUCUACUUGGGAAUGACAUUUGAGAGAAAUGACAUUGUGGGUCCUUCGAAAGUGGAUUUUAGGUACGUUUGUAUGCUCCUACCACUUACUUGAUAUUAAUGACCGUGCCAUAAGGCUCGAGUAAGUAUUAUGUGUAAGUUUUCAGUUCAGAUGUUAUUUUGAUUUGUGGUUCACUGCGUGUGAGUUAUGAACGUCGGAUUUAUCGGAAAAUGAUCGAUUUUGUUCAGUUUGAGAUAAUUCGGUCAUCAUUCCAUAAUGCUUUGAAGCAUUCACAAUUUGAGGGCUUUUGCUGACAAAAGUUUUUAACCGCUAGGAAAAUGCAGAGGAAAGCUUUGAGGAAUUACAGGAACUUUUUGAAGAGAUGUUUCAAAUGGACAUUGAUUCAUUAGGGUCGAAUGGUCAGCAGACUACGCCCUGCCCUCCUUCAUCUCGGUUCGCAUCUUUUGGUGGAAGUUCUGGUUCCAACAAGCGGAAUUCUGCUGAUAUGAGUUCCGGUGGGACGAUGCGGGAGAGUACUUCUAGCUUUGAUGCUCAAUUUAACGGCUUCUAUCUUGGGACGGGAACGCAAGGCAGGUAUCAAGCUUCGGAGAGGAGCCAAAGGAGGAAUAACAGUAGGCGAAGCCGGCGAUAGUAGGUGGAGAAACGGCAGGAAACAAAAGGUUUCGUCCAGUCAGGAUUACGGCAUCUCCGGUUCAUGAUCAGCCCCAUUUGUACUAAUCGAUUAUAUUGAUCCGAACCAAUUAGGGAGAUGACUGCUACGGAAGCCGAAACCGAGGGUGAGAAACAUCCCGAUGAACUGUGGCACCAUUCGAGUUGUAAUUUUGUUUCCACGGUUGUGGUUGACCAUGUUCAUGAAUUUACAUUUAUAGCU